AUGAUCGUUCACAGUCAACCUUCGUUUCAACCUCGUCCAGUAGCUGUGACUGAGGCGGGAUAUCCGGAUGCUGUGUGGAAGCAAAGACCUCCAAGGAAAAGCUUUGGAUCAAGCAGGACAAGCUUCACUGGAAGGAAUCGAUUUUGGUCAGAGGGGUCGCCGCGUAGGCCACUCAUUUCUGCACCUUCUGAUUUUCGACAUUUACAAUCGGGCUCAUUUCAGUUCCCCCCUGAUGUAUCCCCAUCCGAUUGUCAGCCAAGUCCCCGACAAUAUCAAUGCCAUGAGGAUGAAUUUGAGGAGCAUGAGAGCUGCUUUCGUCCACUCGAACUGAGCAUAUACUCGACGGAUCGCCAUAUAUCACCUCUUCUGCCACAUUUUGAGUUUCCCAGAAUUACAACACCUCCACCUCCACCUCCACCAGCAUACUGUGCAGAACGUUCCGAAGACUGUCACCAGUUGUCUCUUCAACGUAGUAACACCUCUAUAUCGUUUCACGUUCCUCGAAGACAUCAUGUUGACGCCUCUCGGUCCGUCACUGAAGAAGAACUUCCUCCGCAAAUUCCUGCCAAGUCUAGAUAUCGAGUCCGUGCUUAUACCGGUCCUGAGGUAGAAGCUAUCAAGGAGCGUGUAGCAAGUGCCUUGAUUGAGGUCGAUAUCCUGCAAAAACAAAUCGACAACGUCAUCGAAAGACAAAGCAUCUACGUCAACAGUCGUCCUUCAACCGCGCAUUCGAUAGCCCGCGUACAUGACCUAGAACCCAUGCCCUCUAUUCCUGCUCUGCCGCCCACAGCUCCGUCAUUUGCUGAGCGCCUGAAUGCUGAUGUAGAGCGACCUCAAACUGCACCAAUUAAGACGUCAGUCAACGCAACGCUGAGUCACAGGAAGACGACGCCUGAGGACAAUUUUAGGGCUACCAUGAAGCAGAACCAAGCCAUGUGUGAGAGCCAAAUUCUGCCGCCGCCACUACCACUUGUCCUUCGACCGCCAUUGCGGAAAAAGAAAUCCUUUUCACGUGUGUCCGCCUGGCUGUUCCCUGGUCAGGAUCAGGGCAAAACCGUAGGCCUUGAUGCCGUCACGAACAAGCCGGGGCCGGUUAAGAAUAAAGGAGGAUUUUAUCAAAUUGUUUCUUCCAAAGGCACAGUAGGGCAACGAAGCUGCGAGUCGAUUGAUAGUAUAUCAACAUGGCAAACCGGGGAUGAACAGCACACGACUCCAUCAAUAUCCUCGCGCGAAAGCACGCCGGCGUCAAAGCACGAGGAACACCAUGAAAUAGAACGGAGAGCAACCUUUGGCAAAAACGAUGCCAGAAUUGGACAGCCGCCGGUUGGCGUCAUUGCAAGGUGA
Messenger RNA from Metarhizium brunneum ARSEF 3297, 1344 nucleotides. RefSeq lists its product as uncharacterized. Lineage: Eukaryota; Fungi; Ascomycota; Sordariomycetes; Hypocreales; Clavicipitaceae. The record is from RefSeq and is a predicted model, not a curated record.